Molecule: messenger RNA, 1226 nt
Organism: Stylophora pistillata
Lineage: Eukaryota; Metazoa; Cnidaria; Anthozoa; Scleractinia; Pocilloporidae
Product: dnaJ homolog subfamily C member 25 homolog
Biological process (GO): protein folding
Cellular component (GO): endoplasmic reticulum membrane
Source: RefSeq, a predicted model, not a curated record
UUCACUGAUCGUUAAAUCUCUCGUAGUACACCUGAUGCGAACAUGGUUACUUUUAAACAUUUAUUUCCUUGUAUUUUCCUUUUAAUAUAUGUCACAUCGUCUGCUUAUGGCUUUAUCGAGGGGCUCUACUGUGGAACAGAGAACUGUUAUGACGUACUGGGGGUCUACAGGGAAUCUUCAAAGUCUGACAUUGCAAAAGCAUACAGAAAACUUGCCAGAAAGUACCAUCCUGAUAGAUACAAGGGUGAAGAUGCUGAAACCAAAUUUCAACUUAUUGCAACAGCAUAUGAGGUUUUGAAGGAUGAUGAACAGAGAGCAGACUAUGACUACAUGGUGGACAAUCCAGAGGAGACCUAUGGUCAUUAUUAUCGAUACUACAGAAGACAGGUGGCUCCUAAAGUGGAUGUGAGAGUCGUUAUAGCUGCUUCAAUCACAGUUGUCUCAUUGUUGCAGUAUCUCCAUGGAUGGUCCCGCUACAAUGAAGCUGUCAAAUAUGCCUUAACCAUGCCCAAAUACAGAAACAAGGCGAUGCAAAGAGCAAGAGAAGAGGGUCUUCUGAACAACUUGAAAAAAGGCAAGAAAUCCAAGGAAGAACUAAGAGAAGAAGAGGAGUCAAUUCUUAGGGGGGUAGUGGAGAAUUCUUUGGACAUAAGGGGAGGCCACAGCAAGCCCAGAAUAGCUGAUGUUCUGUGGAUAAGAAUUAUACUUCUCCCGUACACAAUUUUGAGUUACUUUGCCUGGCUGAUACACUGGCAUUGGAAGUUUAACAUCUUGCGAAAGGAGUAUGGGGACAACGAAAAGGCAUACCUCAUUAGGAAAAAGUUGGGAGUAACCUCUGUCCAAUGGGAUGCGAUGGAGCCAGUGCAGAAAGACGUUCUCUUUUCAAGACAGUUGUGGAUUGACGCAAACUUUCGGGAAUUUAAAAAAGAACAAGAAGAGGAAAUGAGGGUGAAACUUGCUCAAAGCAACAAAUACAAAGCGUACAGACGCUACAUGAAGAAAGGCGGCCCCGGGCAGAUGACGUUUAUCGAAGAUGAUUAGAUAGAUAUUGUACAGCGUAAAAUGGACACAGAUGAUGUAAUUUGCUUAUUUAAUAAUGGCAGAGAUUGUUUGUUGAUGUUAGUUACACGUUAGUUUGCUCGGGUAGGUACUUCUCUGUAAAACCUCAAGCAAAUUAAGUGCGUGAAAUGACACAAUAAAAAAUAAAUUUUGCUGUUUUACACUGA